GGAAAUGCUCGAUGGCGUCUCAGCCCCGCGCUCCGCCGGGAGCCUGCGCAGCCUGGGACGUGCGGGCCGUGCGUUCCGUGCGGGUGCCAGCGUUUCUGGGCCGGGACUGGGAGAUCCAGGCGGGGUCUCCGCGGCGAGGAGGGCUUCUCCGGAUGUCCGGCUAGAGCAGGAAAGCCUGUCUCGAGUCCAGUGGAAGAAAACAAGGUCGCAGAUUAAGAGCGUCUGUCUCACAUUUGAUCACCUGGGUAGCGUCUUCUUCCUUCGCAAGCUUUUCUCCCACUUAAGCGAGGAACGUACCUGCCUCAGAGAACAAACUCAUCAGCUUACUGCAGGCCUAGCCUGGGAUGCUAACUUUGAAAACAAGGAGAGGUCUGUCGAAUAUCAACCACAAUACAGCAUGGGGUUGCCAUGGAGAUCUUAUUUCAAAACUUCAUAAAGAACCAGACCCUCACGGACUUUUGUAAGUAAGCCCAGACUGGCCUGCACUUAAAGGAAAGGAUCAUGUGUGCACCACCUGUACCUACCACUCAGGAGACCAAGUGGCAGAAGGUCUUAUACAAGCGACAGCCCUUCCCUGAUAACUAUGUGGACCACCGGUUCCUGGAAGAGCUACGGAAAAACAUCUAUGCCCGGAAAUACCAAUAUUGGGCUGUGGUUUUUGAAUCCAGUGUGGUGGUCCAGCAGCUGUGCAGUGUGUGUGUUUUUGUGGUUAUCUGGUGGUAUAUGGAUGAGGGCCUUUUGGCCCCCCACUGGCUUUUGGGAACCGGCCUGGCUUCUUCACUGAUUGGGUAUGCUUUGUUUGAUCUCAUUGAUGGAGGCAAAGGGCGGAAGAAGAGUGGGCGGACCCGAUGGGCUGACCUGAAGAGCGCUCUGGUCUUCAUCACUUUUACUUAUGGUUUUUCGCCAGUGCUGAAAACCCUCACAGAAUCUGUCAGCACUGACACCAUCUACGCCAUGUCUGUCUUCAUGCUUUUGGGCCAUCUCAUCUUCUUCGACUAUGGUGCCAAUGCUGCCAUCGUGUCCAGUACACUGUCCUUGAACAUGGCCAUAUUUGCUUCUGUCUGCCUGGCUUCACGCCUGCCCCGCUCCUUGCAUGCCUUUGUCAUGGUGACAUUUGCCAUCCAGAUUUUUGCCCUGUGGCCCAUGUUGCAGAAGAAAUUGAAGGCAUGUACUCCCCGCAGCUAUGUGGGAGUCACGCUGCUUUUUGCAUUUUCAGCUUUGGGGGGCCUGCUGUCCAUUAGUGCUGUGGGAGCCAUACUUUUUGCCCUUUUGCUGAUUUCAAUCACUUUUCUUUGCCCUUUCUACCUCAUUCGCCUGCAGCUUUUUAAAGAAAAUAUUCAUGGACCUUGGGAUGAAGCGGAAAUCAAAGAAGACCUGUCUAGGUUCCUCAGCUAAGUUAGGGACCUCCAUUAUGUUAUUGAGGCACUCUGAUAGGCUAGCCUCCUAACUCAUAUAAAAUUGGAAGGCAGAGUUCUAGCCUGGAAGCAGCAUGCUGAAAUAAGUGAGAGGAGAGAGGUCAAAAAAGAUAAUAAGCAAAGGCUUGAAUGAUAAAGGUGCUAUCCUCUCUGUUACUUUGUGGAUGAAAAGCAAAACUUUCUGGGGCUCUCUUGAAUUAAUUGCCUCCUGUCUAUUACUCCCUGUAACAAGUGAAGUAAUGUGGUUCCUGUUUAUUAAAACAAGUCAACACA
Messenger RNA from Tupaia belangeri chinensis (Chinese tree shrew), 1688 nucleotides. It is a transcript of the gene PIGC, whose product is annotated as phosphatidylinositol glycan anchor biosynthesis class C. Gene Ontology annotation, cellular component: glycosylphosphatidylinositol-N-acetylglucosaminyltransferase (GPI-GnT) complex; membrane. Bases 502 to 1395 code for a protein of 297 amino acids. The record is from RefSeq and is a predicted model, not a curated record. NCBI's taxonomy places the organism in Eukaryota, Metazoa, Chordata, Mammalia, Scandentia, Tupaiidae. Gene Ontology annotation, biological process: GPI anchor biosynthetic process. The transcript is spliced from 2 exons.